AGCAAAGCGUGGCAUGUGUACCUCUCACUCACUCCCAGUCCGCUCUCUUUUGGCUCCAUUUUCAUGUGAUCGUUCACGUUCACUUCACUCACUCUUAUCACUCCAACGGAAACAUUAAAAAAUUAAAAACCACUUUUCUUCUUCUUCUUCUUCUUCCUCCUCCUCCAUCUCUCAAUCUCUCUCUGAUAUUUCUGUUCAAUUCCAAAACUCUCCUUCUGUGUCCUUGUCUCUUUCCCCAUAAAAGUCUCUCUCUUUCUCUCUCUUUUUCUCUCAUUUGGACCCUUUAUGAAAAUAUCUCCUCCCUCCUCCACUCAGAUUCUCUCUUAAAUUCCUUUAUGCUCAUCAUUUGCAGUUGAUUAUAUCACUCUGACACCUCACAAACCAAAACCAAAAGCAACUUCACAAAUAGACUAUAUUGACGAUUGAGAAGCUGUGUUCUGCUUAGCCAUGGCGGCUACUGCGAAACCGAACGGUAAAAGCAUCACCGACUCUGACAUUUCAUCCAAGAUUCCAGCAACCGCGAAUCCUUUAGCCGAAGAACCAUCGCAGAUUGCUUCGAACAUCAAUUACCACGCGAAAUUCAGCCCUCACUUCUCGCCGUUCAAGUUCCAGCCCGAGCAAGCCUACUACGCCACCGCCGAUAGCGUCCGUGAUCGUCUGAUCCAACAAUGGAACGAGACGUACCUGCAUUUCCACAAGAAGAAUCCCAAGCAGACCUACUACUUGUCCAUGGAGUAUCUUCAAGGACGAGCCUUGACCAAUGCGAUUGGGAAUUUGAACGUUCAGAAAGCUUAUGCUGACGCUCUGAAUAAGCUGGGGCAUGACCUCGAGGAAAUAAGGGAGCAGGAAAAAGAUGCUGCACUCGGAAAUGGUGGCCUGGGAAGGCUUGCUUCGUGCUUUCUAGACUCCAUGGCAACGUUGAACUUGCCAGCGUGGGGAUAUGGUUUGAGGUACAGAUACGGGCUGUUCAAGCAACGGAUCGCCAAGGAUGGUCAAGAAGAAACUGCUGAGGAUUGGCUAGAGAAGUUUAGUCCUUGGGAAGUUGUCAGGCAUGAUGUUGUCUACCCUGUCAGAUUCUUUGGUCGAGUUCACGUCAAUCCUGAUGGAUCACGAAACUGGGUUGAGGGAGAGGUUCUGCAAGCUCUGGCUUAUGAUGUGCCAAUUCCAGGAUACAAAACCAAGAACACUAUUAGUCUUCGUUUAUGGGAAGCCAAAGCAUCUGCUGAGGAUUUUAACCUAUUUCAAUUUAAUGAUGGACAGUAUGAAUCUGCUGCGCAGCUUCAUUCUCGAGCUCAACAGAUUUGUGCUGUUUUAUAUCCUGGAGAUGCCACAGAGGAUGGGAAACUUUUAAGGCUGAAGCAACAAUUCUUCCUGUGCAGUGCAUCACUUCAGGAUAUUAUUUUUAGAUUCAAGGAGAGGAAAGGGAGCACAGCCUCAUUGCAAUGGUCAGAGUUUCCGACAAAAGUUGCUGUCCAAUUGAAUGAUACUCAUCCUACACUUGCAAUUCCAGAGCUAAUGCGAUUGCUAUUGGAUGAGGAAGGACUUGGGUGGGAUGAGGCAUGGGCUGUGACAACAAGGACAAUUGCUUAUACUAAUCACACAGUCCUUCCUGAAGCACUUGAGAAAUGGUCACAACCUGUAAUGUGGAAACUUCUCCCUCGCCAUAUGCAAAUAAUAGAAGAAAUUGACAAAAGGUUCAUUGCUACAGUACAUGCUACACGAACUGAUCUUGUGAGCAAAAUUCCUAGCUUGUGCAUCUUGGAUAACAGUCCCCAAAAGCCUGUUGUGCGAAUGGCGAACUUAUGUGUAGUGUCAGCUCAUACGGUUAAUGGUGUUGCCCAAUUGCACAGUGAUAUUUUAAAGAAUGAGUUAUUUGUAGACUAUGUCUCUAUAUGGCCAUCAAAGUUUCAAAACAAAACGAAUGGGAUUACUCCUCGGAGGUGGCUCCGAUUCUGCAGUCCUGAGCUCAGUAACAUAAUCACCAAAUGGUUAAAAACUGACCAAUGGGUGACCAACCUGGACCUACUUACAGGUCUUCGAAAGUUUGCCGAUGAUUCAAAAUUACAAGAAGAAUGGGCGUCUGCCAAGUUGGCUAACAAGAAGCGUUUGGCACAGUACAUAGAGCAUACGACAGGUGUCCAGGUUGACCCAAGCACUCUAUUUGACAUACAAGUGAAGCGUAUCCAUGAAUAUAAGAGACAGUUGCUGAAUAUUCUGGGUGCAGUCUAUAGAUAUAAGAAGUUAAAGGAGAUGAGCCCUGAAGAGCGGAAGAAGACAACUCCACGCACUAUCAUGAUUGGAGGAAAAGCAUUUGCAACAUAUACAAAUGCAAAAAGAAUAGUCAAGCUGGUGGACGAUGUUGGUGCUGUGGUCAACAAAGAUCCUGAGGUCAAUACCCACCUGAAGGUUGUAUUUGUUCCAAAUUACAAUGUAUCUGUGGCUGAGCUACUUAUCCCUGGAAGUGAGCUGUCACAACAUAUCAGCACUGCAGGCAUGGAGGCAAGUGGCACAAGCAACAUGAAAUUUUCUCUGAACGGUUGCCUCAUAAUAGGAACACUGGAUGGGGCUAAUGUGGAAAUCCGUGAGGAAAUUGGGGAGGAUAACUUUUUUCUCUUUGGUGCAACUGCAGAUGAAGUCCCUAAGCUGCGCAAGGACAGAGAGAACGGACUGUUCAAACCAGAUCCUCGGUUUGAAGAAGCCAAGCAGUUUGUUAGGAGUGGAGCAUUUGGGAGCUAUGACUACAAUCCACUUCUUGACUCUCUUGAGGGAAACACUGGUUAUGGUCGCGGUGAUUAUUUUCUUGUUGGCCAUGACUUCCCACAAUAUUUGGAUGCUCAGGCAAAAGUAGAUGAAGCUUACAAGGAUAGGAAAAAGUGGCUGAAGAUGUCCAUACUAAGCACUGCCGGGUCUGGCAAGUUCAGCAGCGACCGCACAAUUGCUCAGUAUGCCAAGGAAAUCUGGAACAUAGAAGAGUGCCGCGUACCAUAGAUCCACCCCCCGUGCUGGUUCUGAUGCUUAUGUUAAUGUUAUGAUUAUGGCACAAGAAGCUUAAGGUAAAGAAUAAAAGAAGCCAACAGAAGUGGCAACCGACAUCAUAUGUUCCACUUUUGUUUUUCUCGCCUUUUUUUUAUUUUCAAUCAUAUGUUUCACUUUAAAACAUUUUUUAGAGCUGGCAUCUCUAUGUAUUUUCUUAUGCCAAUAGAAGUUCCAAAUAAGAAAAUAAAUAAAUUCUGCAACCAGAUGUUGGCAAAAGAAGGUAAUACCUUGCUACCAUACCCUGUUCAUAUUGUUGUGCAUGCCUUGUCCUUACUAUGAUUGUCUUCCUUAUAUUAGUAAUUGAUCAGUUUAUGACUUCUUUACAAUGCA
Messenger RNA from Prunus persica (peach), 3366 nucleotides. RefSeq names its product alpha-glucan phosphorylase, H isozyme. Gene Ontology annotation, molecular function: glycogen phosphorylase activity; pyridoxal phosphate binding. Lineage: Eukaryota; Viridiplantae; Streptophyta; Magnoliopsida; Rosales; Rosaceae. Gene Ontology annotation, cellular component: cytoplasm. Gene Ontology annotation, biological process: glycogen catabolic process. Bases 448 to 2988 code for a protein of 846 amino acids. The record is from RefSeq and is a predicted model, not a curated record. The transcript has 16 exons.